AUGGUCCACCCACAGCAUGUCGCUGAAGAAAAACGGCCUAUUCCAUACAUGAAUCUAGCAGUCGGGGCAUUCAUGAACAUAUUCCAAGGUACUGUUCAGCAUUUCGACAUUUCAAAUUGGUACAUGAAGCUAAGAAAGUCAGUCUCCUCUCUUGGCCAACCAAUGGAAGUGCUCAAGACCCAUCUAGCAGCCAACAGAAAAGAUACAUUGCUAGAGGCAGUGAAGAAGACUUGGGCCCGCGGACGCGUAGGCGCCUUUUAUCAGGGCUUGAUCCCUUGGGCGUGGCUGGAGGCGUCUACCAAGGGCGCCAUCCUGAUAGUUGUGUCAACUGAGACCGAGUUUCAUGCCAGGACUAAGUUGAAUGCGUCCCCAACGACCUGUGGAGUCCUGGGCGGUAUCGCUGGUGGCGUGGCCCAGUCGUAUCUGACGAUGGGAAUGACGACAUGCAUGAAAACCGUUGAAGUGACUCGGACGAAACUGGGCGCUGGAGGUGCCAAAGUCCCCGGGACAAUGGAGACCUUCUUUCAGAUCUUCCGUGAGAAGGGGAUUCGAGGUGUCAACAAGGGCGUCAAUGCAGUUGCAUUGCGACAAGUGACCGGUUGGUCAUCCAGGAUUGGGAUAUCUCGAUUCGCCGAGGAGACCAUUAGAUCCAUGAGUGGGAAGAGCAAGGAUGAGAAGAUGAAGUUCAGCGAGAAGAUUCUAGCAUCUACCAUUGGUGGUGCACUCAGUUGUUGGAAUCAGCCAUUCGAAGUUCUCCGGGUGGAAAUGCAAUCCAUGAAGAAUGAUCCUGGCCGCCCAGUCUCCCCAACCAUGUUGUCCACAUUCAAGCAUAUUGUUGGUACUUCUGGGUUCAAAGGUUUGUUCCGUGGUGUCAUCCCUCGUAUUGGAGUUGCGGCUUGGGCCACGAUAUGCAUGGUCGGAUUUGGCGACACUGUUAAAGAGAUGGUGACCCCUAAAUAA
Molecule: messenger RNA, 960 nt
Organism: Penicillium olsonii
Lineage: Eukaryota; Fungi; Ascomycota; Eurotiomycetes; Eurotiales; Aspergillaceae
Source: the annotation of a GenBank genome assembly